AGCGCUCGGGCCUUGAAAGAGUGGCGGGCGGCGGGAGCGGGAAAGCAAACGCCGGGAAUCCCGGGAAAACGCCGGGAAUCCCGGGCAGAACGGCACGGCUGGAAGGGCUGAGCGGGCACCCGAGCUGCUUAGGGGGAGGGGUCUCUGAGCUCUGCAUGGAAACUCCAGUGGGUUUUGAGGUGCUGAGUGCACUGAGGAUGAAACGUCUCUGUCUCUAGUGUAAUUUACCCAGAAGAGAAGAAGAAUUUGGGCCUCAGAGGAGUCUUUUUCUUCCCUUGUUGAAGGAAACACCUUAAAAGUACAAAUGGACAGGCAGUGUUACCCUGGUGGCUGCCAGGUGGUUCCAGUUUGGAAGUUGGUGGCCAUGUGGCCAUCAGAAAAGGUGGAGGAGGAGGAGAACGUAAUCCUGAUCAGUGAUGAUGAUGAUGAUGAAGGGGAGAGCACCCAAGGGAGUUCUGUCCUGUUUGUAGAGCCACAGGAGAAGUCUUCCCUGCAAGAGAAGAAAUCAGAAGAGCUGGUGGAUGAGGAGGGGGAUUUAGUGGUCACCUACUGCAAACAAGCCAACGUGAUGCCUCACGCCCGACACGACUGCACCACGCACCCCUUUGAGAGGAGAGAGAGUGAUACUUGCUUCCCCCUUGGGGAAAAUGCAGAUAUUUGUGACCAGUGCUACUGCUACAUCUGUGACAAACUGGCUGCUGAGUGCCAGCUCUGGACAGUCCCUUCUCUGUGCCACUGCAAUGCCCACAACAAGAGCAACUUCUGGAAGGCACAGAGGAACUUUGCCCUGGCUGGAGUCCUGGCCACCUUCAACCUGGAGCUGCUGGAGCUGGACACAGAGCUGCGGCACGGGGGAGAUCUCCUAGAAAAAUUCAUCAGGGAUCUUUCUGUAGCCUAUAACAAAUACCUGACAGGAGAAAGGAUCUGUUCCCCACGACAUGAAUGCUGCUGCCAGCCAAAAUUGCCCCCGGGGCAGUGCAAUCUCUGCAGCUCACGGAACAUGGAGGUCGUGUACAAGUAUUGCGAUGUUUUCGAGCUGGUAACAAGAUUUUUAAAUCGGGCAGAACAAGAAAGCCCCAAAGCUGCUGCUGUCAUGCUGCUGGGAGCAGCCAAACAGAUUGCUCUGCACAAAGACCCUGCUCUGCUCAGGAGCUGUCAGAACCUUGGCCACACUGCUUCCCUAAGGAUUGCUGUCCCAUUUCUGUUCCAAAGGAUCGUAACCCGACUUCAGAGGAUGCUGGUGCUGUGUGACUUCCCAAAACUUCUGUAUGACAAGUUUGUUGAGUUUUUCCAGUCCAUCUCCCUUCCCUGCCACUGCUAUGCCUUCUCAAACAGCUUGAAUGUUUUGCCCUGGGACCACGUGUUACUGACCACAGUUUUAAAAGGCCAGAACAUCACUGGGCAGAGGAGACAGAAAGGAAGGAAAACGUACCUGUGGGAAGCACUCCCUGUCGUGGAGGCUCGAGUGGAGAAACUGCUGGAGAAAAAGAAGUACAGGGAAGUUGUUCGGUACCUGAGAGCUGUGAAAUGCAAUGAAAACCAAAGGCUCCGAGACCUUCGGGAUCUGAUCCCUUUCUACCUGUGCAAAACUGGGAAUUUCCUGGAUGCUGCCCACUCCCUGCUGUUCCCUGUGAACAGCCUGGCCUGCUGCUCUGCCUGCAGGAUCACUCCCUGCCAGUUCAAGGUCUACCUCAAGAUCUUCAGGACAGGCUGUGUUCCCUCUGGGAAUGACAUGCUGGACACAGGGCCGUGGGUUACAGCUGCAGACACUUCCUCUGGGAUCAUACUGACCACAGUUUUAAAAGGCCAGAACAUCACUGGGCAGAGGAGACAGAAAGGAAGGAAAACGUACCUGUGGGAAGCACUCCCUGUCGUGGAGGCUCGAGUGGAGAAACUGCUGGAGAAAAAGAAGUACAGGGAAGUUGUUCGGUACCUGAGAGCUGUGAAAUGCAAUGAAAACCAAAGGCUCCGAGACCUUCGGGAUCUGAUCCCUUUCUACCUGUGCAAAACUGGGAAUUUCCUGGAUGCUGCCCACUCCCUGCUGUUCCCUGUGAACAGCCUGGCCUGCUGCUCUGCCUGCAGGAUCACUCCCUGCCAGUUCAAGGUCUACCUCAAGAUCUUCAGGACAGGCUGUGUUCCCUCUGGGAAUGACAUGCUGGACACAGGGCCGUGGGUUACAGCUGGCUCUCCCCUGAGGAACACUGUGCUAAUUAAGCAGGCACUCAAAUUGCUCUACAGCAGCAAGGCACUCUGCAGGAAUGCCAAAUGUUGGAGUUCCUUCAUCACGAUUUUGGGGAGCAGCAAUAUUUUGGAAAAGAGGGGGCACCUGCUUCCCUUACCCCUGGUAGAGCCCCCCCUUGGCUUCCAAGAGAAUGUGCUGGCAGCCAGUGGCAACUUCCUGGAGGAUCUCAAGUCUGGAGUUAAUGUCUCUUUACCAUCUGCUAUUUUCUCUGGUCAGCUGCACCACGAGGCUUCUCUCAUCCUGGCAGUGCAAGCAGUGCAGCAGAUGCUUUGUUGUGACCUUCCCCACUUGACUUCCUUCUUAGAGAUAGUCCUGGCUUUUGGGAAAAACUUCUGGGCUCUGAGGCUGUUGCUGGACCUGCUUUCCUGUGAGGAGCACACCCUGUGUGGCACUGCCAACCUGCUUUUGAGGGACCUGAGUCGGGAGGAAGGCACCGUGCUGAGAGUGUGGCAGAACCUUGGCCCCCAGUACGUGGGGGAGUUCCUGUGCCUCUUCCUGACCUGCAGACACAAGAGGAUGCAAUCUGUGGGGCUCUUCAGCCUCAACGUGGUCAUAGAGAACCUGCAUCUAUGUCCCUGGGCCAAGCAGCUCUGCACCUUUUUCCACGAGUCAGGGUUGAGGCAGCUCCCCUUUGGCACCACAGUUCACCAGGAAGUUUCCAAGUUUGUCAGUGCUUUCCAGAAGCUCUGAUUGGGACCAAAUCCUCAGGAAUAUUUUCCAGUUGGUUUUUCAUUUAACCAAUCUCUUCCUGGAGAGUUCCUUGGGUUUGCUUUGGUUGUCACCUCCAGUAAGAGUCAGCUAAAAACUGACUUCCCUGGCUCUGGAGUGGGAGCAGAGCCACAUUUUGGGCAUUUCUUGCAGUUCCACAUAUUCAGGAGUUGUUGGAAGAGGCAGCAGGUUGGAAUUGUUUCCAGAAACAUGCAUAGAGCAGCAAGCAGCAACGAAUUUUUCCUCCUGUUGGGACACAAACCUUGCAAGAGUCAACUGCUGAGAGCUUAAACCUGGAAAACAGGGAGCUGAGAACUCCCUCUGCAGCAGUUUGGGGUCAAGUGCUGUUUGCACAGCUCUGAUUUUGGGUUUCAUUCUAAACCAAGAGGCUGGAAGAUAAAACUGAGCUUUACUUUCUUCAAACAACCCCAGUGUGGAGCAGUGGAGAGCUGAUUUUAUUUGGAAAUAAUCCAGCUUUCAGGCUGGGCCUUUAUUUUCUGCUGAAAAUAAGAUUUAGAUUGGUGCAGGUGGCUCUGUGCAUUUCCCAAAUCCUAAUUCUGGGUGGAAUUUGGAGUUCACUGACCUGGGCAGGUGAAAGAACUCUGGAGCCUGGGCUGGGCUCUGCCCUUUUGGGAUCCCUCUGUGCCCUGGGCAGGCAGGAAAAAAACCUCAGUGUGUGCCCAAGGGCACUUUGCACAUUUCCACAGGGGUCUGGGGGCUUCUGCAGCUCUGCUUGUCCCAAAGUUCCCACCAAAAAAUGCACCUGGGUGGAAAUCUGACACCUUGUUCAUUAAAAC
This is a messenger RNA of Pyrgilauda ruficollis (rufous-necked snowfinch), 3747 nucleotides long. RefSeq lists its product as uncharacterized. The record is from RefSeq and is a predicted model, not a curated record. The coding region runs from base 305 to 2932 and encodes 875 amino acids. NCBI's taxonomy places the organism in Eukaryota, Metazoa, Chordata, Aves, Passeriformes, Passeridae. The transcript is spliced from 23 exons.